Molecule: messenger RNA, 1380 nt
Organism: Protobothrops mucrosquamatus (brown spotted pit viper)
Lineage: Eukaryota; Metazoa; Chordata; Lepidosauria; Squamata; Viperidae
Product: major histocompatibility complex class I-related gene protein-like
Exons: 8
Coding region: 285-1334 (349 amino acids)
Biological process (GO): immune response
Cellular component (GO): external side of plasma membrane
Source: RefSeq, a predicted model, not a curated record
UUCUCUCCAAUCCUCCAACGGCAAAACUCACCGAAAGGCCCCCGAGUGACGUUUGGAAGGGCUGGUGCUUCACGCUGAAGAUCAGCAACGGUUCAAGCCGCCAAACGCCAAAAUAAGUUUGGUUUCGUUUUGGGUCUUGCCUGGAUACGUUUCCGCCUCUGGCCCCCGAGGAUAAACUGGCGGACCAGCAGCGUCAGAAGCCGGCAAAGGUGAAGACAAGGAGCGGGAAAGUUUGGCAGCCUAGACCCGAUCCUUCGUCGCCAGCUGAUCGGGGCUGGAUCCAGAUGGGGCUCCCGGUGGCCCGCUGGGGGCUCCUGUCCGCGGCGACCCUCCUGUUGCUGCUGGGAGGAUGCGCAGGCUCCUCCUCCCAUUCGUUGCGCCUUUUCUACACCCUGGUCAUGGGCUCCAGCCAGGAUGUGCCCCGCUACAUUGUGGUGGCAUAUGUGGAUGACCAGCUGGCUGCAAAUUUUGACACCCCCACAAGAAGAUUGUUGCCCCAAAUGGCCUGGCUUCAUAAAAUGGACGACGAGGACGACUCCCAUUUCUGGGAUCAUUCAUCAUGGAGAGUGAGCACCAUCGAGAGGAUGUUCAAAACUGAGCUCGCCAUCUUGCGCAGCCACCACAACUCCAGCAGAGGAAUUCACAGCUGGCAGCGCGUGAUCGGCUGCGAUCUGAGCAAAGAUGGCCACAAGAGCGGAGUUUACCAGUAUGGCUAUGACGGGGAAGACUUCAUCAGCCUGGAUCAGAAGACCCUCACCUGGACCGCUGUCGACAUCCGCGCUCAGGUGAUCAAGAGAAGGUGGGAAGCUGAACCUUUCCUCACCCAGCGCAGGAAUAACUUUUUGGAACAGGAAUGUAUCAGGCUGCUUCAGAAGUGCAUGAUGUAUGGAAAGGAAUCUCUGCUGAGGAUAGAGCCCCCAGUGGUGAAAGUAACUCGCAGGACCCAGUACAACGGCCUGGAGACGCUCGUCUGCACAGUCUACGGCUUUUAUCCCAAAGAGAUAGAUGCUACCUGGAGGAAAAAUGGGGAAGUCUGGGAACAGGACACCUUCCGGGGUGGUGUUCUUCCAAACUCAGAUGGGACCUACCACGCCUGGCUGAGCAUUGAGGUUGACCCGAAGGAGAGGGACCGCUAUCGGUGCUACGUGGAUCAUGCCGGGUUUCCGGAACCUCUGAUUGUGGCCUGGGAGGAGCCUGACUUUGUGCCCAACAUGGGGCUCGUGGGCGGAGUUGUGGGGGUCGUGGUGACCACAGUUUGCAUUGCUGCUGGAGUGAUUGUCUACAUCAAAAAAUGGGGCAGAAACGAGUACAGAAUGGCAUCAGCCAGCAUAUAGGAUUUUGAAAGUCCUCCAGUGGUAAGUAGUUCAUACAAGGCUGUAA